Marmota flaviventris (yellow-bellied marmot) is the source of this 2734-nucleotide messenger RNA. It is a transcript of the gene Pstpip2, whose product is annotated as proline-serine-threonine phosphatase interacting protein 2. Lineage: Eukaryota; Metazoa; Chordata; Mammalia; Rodentia; Sciuridae. Gene Ontology annotation, molecular function: actin filament binding. Gene Ontology annotation, biological process: actin filament polymerization. Gene Ontology annotation, cellular component: cytoplasm; plasma membrane; actin filament. The record is from RefSeq and is a predicted model, not a curated record.
GUUGUGCCUGACCGAGGGCUGUGACUGGCAGGCCUCCUGUCGUGUUCCCUCCCGCUGCACCGACUCUCCUCCGCGCCACCUACUCGCGCCAGCAUGACGGGCUCACUAUUCAAGGCAAACUUUUGGAGUACGGACAUCCUCAGCACCACCGGCUAUGACAGCAUCAUCCAGCACCUGAACAAUGGCCGCAAGAACUGCAAGGAGUUCGAAGAAUUUCUAAAAGAAAGGGCAGCUAUUGAAGAGAAAUAUGGCAAAGAUCUGCUCAGCCUCUCCAGGAAGAAGCCAUGUGGACAGUCUGAGAUCAACACCCUGAAGCGGGCCCUGGAAGUCUUCAAGCAGCAAGUAGACAAUGUGGCCCAAUGUCACAUUCAUCUUGCACAGACUCUAAGAGAGGAAGCCAGGAAGAUGGAAGAUUUCAGGGAAAAGCAAAAGCAACAACGGAAAAAGACAGAGACUGUCAUGGAUGCUGCCCAUAAGCAAAGGAAUUUACAAUUCAAGAAAACCAUGGAUGCAAAGAAGAUCUAUGAGCAGAAAUGCCGGGACAAAGAUGAGGCGGAGCAGGCUGUCCACCGGAGCGCCAACAUGGCAAACCAAAAGCAACAAGAAAAGCUCUUUGUGAAACUGGCAACUUCCAAGACUGCAGUAGAGGACUCUGACAAAGCGUACAUGCUGCACGUCAACACGCUGGAUAAGGUCCGAGAGGACUGGCAGAGUGAGCACAUCAAAGCCUGCGAGGUAUUGGAGGCUCAAGAAUGUGAACGAAUAAACUUCUUCCGGAAUGCACUGUGGGUACAUGUGAAUCAGCUGUCACAACAAUGUGUCAAAAGUGAUGAUAUGUAUGAACAAGUUCGUAAAACUUUAGAAAUGUGCAGCAUUGAGAAGGACAUCGAGUACUUUGUGAAUCAACGCAAAACUGGACAGAUUCCACCAGCACCCAUCAUGUAUGAGAAUUUCUACUGCCCGCAGCGGAAUGCUGCCCCACCAGGAAAGACCACAGGGCCUAACUUGGCAAGGAGAGGACCUCUCCCAGUUCCUAAAAGUGUACCAGAUGACCCUGAUUAUUCUUUGGUUGAUGACUACAGUUUGCUCUAUCAAUAACAUAAAGAAGAGGAAGCUUUCUCCAGCUAGUGCUUCUGUGGCAUGAAAAGAGGCACCCAGAGCAGCAGAUUCUAGAGCUUUGUCAAUCAUGAAGACUUUGAAGUGAACCCUUGUUGCAAUUCUUGAAUAUUUAAAAUUUAUAGUAGACAUCAAUUCAAGUUAGUAAAGUGCUACAGUUUUUUUUUUUUUUUUUUUGACAAAGUUUACAAAUUGCCCAGACUGGUAAAUAAUUCUUUCCCACUCAUUCACUGAAGUUGCAAAGGAACUGUUUCCUGUUUGGGAUUUGUAUUUAAAUAUGUGUAUUUAAAUAUAAACUGUUUUCUGUUUGGGAACUGUUUCCUGUUAGUGCUCCAUGGGGCAGAGGGGGCUGCAGUGGAGACUGAGCUGUCAACUGCAGAAGAUGCACUUUUGGCUUUGGGCUUUGGCUUUUGCUCUGUAUUCUGAGCCACAGAGCAGCAUGGCUUUGGAAUCUCACAGCAACACACUCUCAUGGUUCAAGAUUUAAAGUUACCCUCCUUUUUGGCUGGAAGACUUAGAAGCCACAUUCUCAUUUUACAGAUGAAGAAACAAGGCCCAGAAGUGUGAAAUCAGUUUCCUUACAGUUCUGCCAGCAGAUGAGAGAUGGAACUGGACCCAGUGCGCAAGCUCAUUCCACAUCACUCUUACUAACUCUUCAUGAAGCUGUGAUGCUCAGGCUAAAAUUAAAAUUAAAAAUGCCAAAUAGUUUUGCCAGCAUCUUUUUUCAAUUGGGAAAAUUACUAGGACUUAAAUGUUAAACUUUAAAAAAAAUAUAUGAUUCACCAUGUGUACUAAAUUACAGAGCAGCAUAUUUAACAUAAUCUGAGAAGCUGUAGAUUGUAAAUUAUGCCACUAUUUCAUGUACCACUCCGAAGAUGGGGUAGUGAAGGUGCCAAUAGGUUUGUGACAGCCUGUUGACAGCCAAACCCAUUUGAAUUUGAGACAGUAAAUUGUGACCAAAAAAAAAGUUCAUAGAGUCAAUGACAUAUGGUAUUUUGAUUAUCUUUAAUUCUGGGUCUCUACAAUCUUUUGAAAACUUGCUAGACCCUGGAAUCUUUCAAGAAUCAGUCCUUUUACAAAUAUUUGGCUCUUCCUCUGUCACCCAUAAGCUAUGGGGUGUUAUGUACCUUUCAUACAACUUUUGAGCAAUGAGAAAAUGGUGCAUUUUAGUUAAAAUGAAAAUAGCACUAUUGCUUGUAUGUUGUAAAGGUCACUACAAGGAGCAAAUAUUUAUCUCUCCUGCCCUGUGCAAUAACUUUCCUAGAACUAUAGGAAAAAAAAAUGACUAAAAGAAGAUUAAUUAUUUCCCCCUUUUAAUAUAAGGUACUUCUAAGUGUGACAGCUUCUUAUCAUAGCAGGAAACUUGCAUCAGUUGAAUAUCCUUUUGAGAAAUUCAUAUUUGCAAAGGACCAUUGACUUCCCCAAACUGAAACAGGCUCAGGAAAUUUGCCUUUGCAUUCAGAUCUGUUUUUAACUUUAUUAUUUAUUGUUGGCUCCUCAGGGAUUUCACUUUUCUAUCAGUGUAAUUGAUGUAAAAGUGUUUUAUGAAUAGAACAUGAUAAUUUUAUUGCUCUUUAAGUUUAUUUGAAGUAAAAUAAAGGUUCUUGGUGAUUUGGGA